CCAGUACGAUGACAGCAUCCAGCACAUAGCCAAACCCCCACACACCACAUCACCAUCCGGCCUGGGGAGGACGCCGCGGAUAUUUUCAGAAACAAACAUAAUUUGCCCCAAAAAAUCUCCGCAUCGGUGAUUUUUUUUUCUGGGCUAACCCUGCCAGACUCCCGGUCCGUCUUUCUCCUCCUCCGACCACGAGGUGGCCGCUACCAGAUUGGGAUUGGCCCUGAUGAUCACAAGGAGCCCCCUCCACCUCUUUUCAGCCAAUCCUGGAGGGGCUGCAGAGCUGAUGUCUCAGAGGGCAAGAGGGUAUUUGUGUUCCGGUGUCCUGAAGAGACAAGCCACAUCACGAUAAAUGGAGGAGAAGGAGCGAUGUAGGAGCAGGUCUCCGGCUCGGAGGGCCAGUCGGGUGCAGCAGGUGGUGGGAACAAUAAUACGUCGCACUCGAGAGUCGCUAAGCAGAGAGCGGUUGCUAGGCGAUGGGAGGUCACAGCGCUCCAACAGUCUGUCCAAUCAGAACUUUGUGGCCAAGCUGUCGUUGCAGAUCACCAGAGACCCAGUCCUGGACAGCAGCACCGGACAUGGCUUCACCCUCACCACAGACGCACCCCUGCUGGUCAGGGAUGUCGCCACAGGGAGUCCUGCAGAUGGGAUACUGUUUCCGGGGGACCAGGUGCUGCAGAUUAAUGAUACAGUGCUGGAAGAUUUGAGCAAUGAGCAGGUGGAAAACAUCUUAAGGGAUUUGGAGGAUUGUAUUACUGUGACUAUCCUACGGCACAUGACAAACCCCAAGUCAUCCAUCAUGUCUGCAGAGAAGAGAGCUCGUCUGAGGAGUAAUCCAGUUAAAGUGCGCUUCGCAGAAGAGGUGGUGGUCAAUGGGCACACUCAGGGAAACUCUCUUCUCUUCCUGCCCAAUGUCCUAAAAGUCUAUUUAGAGAAUGGGCAGACAAAAGCCUUCAAGUUUGACAACACAACCACUGUCAAGGACAUUGUUCUGACUCUGAAGGAUAAACUGUCCAUCCGGGCCAUUGAGUACUUCGCUCUGGUGCUGGAGCAACAGUACAGCAUCACCAAGCUACUGCUGCUGCAUGAGGAUGAGCUUGUACAGAAGGUUGUGCAGAAGAAAGACUCCCAUGACUACAGAUGUCUAUUUAGGGUGUGUUUUAUCCCCAGAGACCCCACAGACCUGCUGCAGGAUGACCCCUCUGCUUUUGAGUACUUGUUUUUACAGAGUGUUGGGGACGUGCUUCAGGAGCGUUUCGCGGUCGAGAUGAAGUGUAACACUGCACUACGCCUGGCGGCCCUGCACAUGCACGAAAAACUAGACAGCUGCGGACAGACAAGGACCUCGAUCAAGAGUAUAACGAAGGAGUUUGGCCUAGAGAGCUUUAUCUCUCCUACGCUGCUGAGUAACAUGAGGGAGAAGGACCUGCGGAAAGCCAUCAGCUACCACCUCAAAAAGAUACAGUCCCUGCUGGAACCGCGCCAGAAGGUAAUAUCUGCCACUCAGGCUCGCUUGGCCUACCUCACUCAGCUGGGAGAGCUGAUUUCAUACGGAGGACGAUCCUAUACAGCGACAAUGAUGCUUCAGGACAGGGAGGUGUUAGUCAACUUGCUGGUGGGAGCCAAGUACGGGAUGAGUCAGGUCAUCAACCACAAACUCAAUGUGAUUUCUACGCUGGUGGAGUUCAGCAGCAUCAGCCGGGUGGAGCUGCUCUCGGAGUCGGACAAAGUCAGCCUACUGCGCAUCUCACUGCAUGACAUGAAGCCAUUUGCCUUACUGAUGGACUCUCUGGCAGCCAAAGACUUAGGGUGUCUGCUGGGAGGCUACUGCAAACUCCUUGUGGAUCCCAGUGUCAGUGUCUUCCGUCUGGGGCGCCCAAAAGUGAGGGUGCACCGGAUACCUGCUGAAGAAGGUUACGUGUCUCGCUGCUGUAGUGACUCAGAUGACUCAACAGACGAGGAUGACCCAAUGGAUUCCCAGAAUUACAAACGUCCAGACCCAGCAAGUCAGGACUGGGAAGAAAGGAGAAGAGAGGAAGAAGAAAAGAGGAGAGAAGAGGAAAGACAAGAAAGAGAGGAACACAAAGGCAAACAGGAAGUGAAGAUAAUCGUGACAACAGAAGGUAAGGAAUAUGGAGGUGAAGAGGAAGGAGGGGCAACAGGAAGUGGUCUACGAAAAUUUAGCAUUAUGGAUGAAGAAAUGAACCUGGAGACCACUUGGUACCACACAGACCCACGGGUCACCAGCAGCUUCUCCAGCUUGUCCAGUGGCUCCUUGAGUGCUGCUCUGGAGGAAAGCAGUGCAGCAGCAAAAGCCCCAUCUCGUCUAGGUGCACUCCGUGGACAACCCACAAGUGAGGAUCUACCAAGCUUGGAUGUUCACCACCCCUUCCUCCUAGAGCCAAAACGCAAUCAAGGACCCCUGCGGCCCACCAACCUUAAUUACCGCAGCAAUGACAACUCCUGUCUUUGCUUUGCGGAGCUCUCCAAGGCCGAUUUCCUCCCUAGCCCUCCUGAGGCUACGAGUGAUGAUGAUGACGACGAUGAUGAUGAGGAGGAUGAGGAAGACACAGGGAUGCAGAACCUCAGACGCAUUUCAAAGAUCCCAAGCUCAAGAGAUUUGAGAAUGAUUGACAGCACACCCUUUGACCGAUCGCCCAUUAAAAGAAAGAAAAAGAUCCCCCCCAAAGUUCCAGUAAGAACAAGUUCAAUUCCUGGCCACAAAGCAGAACACCGUCUCUCUAAGGACGAUGAGAGUCUGUUCCUUACACCGUCGCCAAAUCCUAAACCUGCUCUAUUGGCCAAAGAGACUGUCUCAGAUUCUGAGGAUGAGUUUUUUGAUGCACAGGAGAGAUUCACUCCUCCAGUUCCUGAUCUGUCAGAUGCUGAGCUUGCUGACCGGCGUAAUGCUAAUCGGUUGAGUGGAACCUGGAAUGGUCUACCAGCUGCCCCAGGCAAACAGCCUCCUUCCCCUCUUGCCAGUAAAGACCAAUCCUCUAAAGUCAAGGCUGAAGUCAAGGCACCUAAAGGACCCAUAAAUCAACCUACUCACCAACAGCCCAGUCCACCAAAGCCACCUAAAAAACCUGAAGUCAAGGUCAAACCACCAUUGGCGCCUAAGCCCCAGCUACCUCCCAAGCCUCAGAUUAUUCCUCCCAAAUCCCCCCAGCAUGGCAGAACUUAUGCCCACUGCAAUGGGGAUGCCUCUGGACGUCUGUCCUCUGAACUCUUGGAAAUGGAGCCAGACACAAUGGAGUUCAAGUCUGUCACUUCUGGGGCAAGUGGACUGCCAGUGUCAUCACCUUUGAUCACAGCAGUGUGGUGCAGUAAGCAAACACAACCCAUUACGACAACACAAACAGAGGACAAGACAAAAAUGAAAGAGAACAGUCCAAAACAGAAUAAAGAUCUAAUACAUAAGAGUGGAACCCACAUUUCAAAUGAUAAAGACUACAACAACAAACAAAGUCCAAAUGUUGAGACAAAAAGCAAUGGGACUGCCCUACCUACAAAAAUGUCACCAAGCCUACCAUCUAUGCCACGCUCUAAUUCAGGCACCAAGCUAUCUGUUCCUCCUCCAGUGCCCCCCAAACCCACUUCACCUAUCAGUUUCCAUCCACUCUCACUACCUGCUAGCUCACCUGUCUCCCCAACUGACCCAAACAAAGGGAUCUUUAAGGAUAGUGUCAGUCCACCAAAUGGACUCCACCCUUGGAGCAGCCGCAAUGGCAGCAUCCAGUCAGCACCCCGGAGGGUAUCCCUGAGCCAUGAAAGCCUGUCGCCCAAAAAUACAGAUGCACCUCUCACACUAACAACCUCCCUCACCUCAACCAACUCCAAAGGGGUUGGGGGAGAACCUGGAAUGUCUGGAUCAGGAUCAGAUCUGAGGACAAGUUCUUCCAGUCUAGGAGGCAGAUUACCAGCUUCUGCCCUGAGAGGGAAGAUCCAGGCUCUGCCUUGGUACAUGACCCGCUCCCAAGAGAUUUUAGGAACUCUGGACUAUCCAUCUACAAGCUCCAUCAAUGGGGAUACAUCUGGCUUUGGCUCUGGUUUGUCUGUUGCCAGUGGGUUUUCAGACCUUAACAAGACCCCUGUUAAAGAAAAAGAGACUGUGACUACAAAAUCCGGAGGAAAAGGGAACAUUUUAGAAGAUGGAGCUGCAGUUGUGAUAGCCACCAUCAAAGAGGCCCAGGAAGUGACUUCAAACAUGAAAAAAGCCAAUGGGACUAAUGGCUCCAGUCCUGAUUUGAGUUUUAAAGACAUGAGUGCACACCGUGGCAGUGUUUCAUCAGAGCAGCCUCAGUCGCGGCCCCAUUCAGCAGUGGGAUUGGGAGGUGUGUCCAACAUGCAGAUUGGAGGAGACUCACCUACCUCCUCACUUGCUGAUAGUACUCCUCCACAACAGCACCGGGAAGCUUGUGGAUGCCGCACUGUUUAUGCCAACUGUUUUAGUGGAGACACCGAGGAUGGUAUAAGCUUUGAUGAAGAGCUUACUGUUUACGAGUUCUCCCGACGCACACGACCAAAACCUGCCAAACCCGCACCUAUUCCAUCUCCUACAACACCUUCUCCAAAUCCCAAUAUCCUGUCACUGCUGAGAGACAACCCUCGCCCACUCUCUACGUUCUCCACUGCUUCCUCCGAGCUCAGUCCCCUAGUCUCACGCCCAGUGUCACCAACAAACUCACUUGGUUGUCCUCUUCGUUCCCUUUCCAAUAAGAAUUAUGGUGGGCUGAAAGGAGGUUUUGCUUCCCUACGCCAAGAUAUAGACCAACUACUGCUGGUCUUAGAGAGGGGGGCACUUGAGCAACAAACCUCAGGCCAAGACUCUAAGCAGGAUAUCACGGGCAUACAAGUAGGGCCUGACCUAAAUCACAAUGGAACUGAAACUAGUACAAUCCCAGCUCCUGGCCAGAAUUGUGCUGGAACAAGCACUGCUGCUAUGACAGAGGCUGAAAGGAGUCUUCUCCAGGCAGAAGCUCGACGAUUGGCAUCAGGUUGUCAGAGGGCCACACGUGUAGGUUGGGCUCCUGAUGAAGCCCUACGUUCGUUAUCUAACAGCUUCAGUGCCCUGGUUCAGUUGUCGGCAGCCUGCCUGCGAACAAACCCCUGCCCUGGCUGUGACAUCUGCCAUGAUGAGAGUCCAGUCCACAGGGAUGAGGACGACGACAGCCAGCCCAUGGACAAGCUAAAGGAGAUAGUAGGUCUGUACCGGGAGUUUGUUGGGGCUGUUGAGACAGCGGGGACAGGCGCUGGGGUUGGGGGUAAAAGUGUGGGCUUAACUGGGUUGGGACAGGGUCAGGGAGAGACUGAUGGAGUGAGGCUACUAGCCAAACGCUGUACAGUACUCAUCUCCUCAGUAUUCGCACUAACACAACUCUUCCGGACACGCACACUAGACACAUCAGACACGCCUGGACACGUACCUCUUAAUUUUUGACCUGUGAACUUCACCCACUUACCCAUUGACUCUAGAGUUGAAACAAGAGGAAACAGCACAGAGUAAUCUGGCGUGUAACCCCUGUGUUCCUGUACAGUAAGUGCCAUGCACACCACAGCACACAAACUUUAAUCCGUAUUACACAAAACCACAGAGAAAACACAGCAAGCAAAACCCAGAACGAAGGGAGGAAACUUCAUUGCUUUUCCUCCUCUUGGACGCAUACGGACUAUGCAUUUGUACAUAUAAAUUUUAUAACUGUCUUAUAAUUCUCUUAUUUUAUUAUACUAUAUGUGUCUAUGUAAGGAUGAAUUACCCAUGUAUGUAUUUAUGUAUUUAUUUUUACAAUAUUUUCACCUUGGUCUGUGAUGUGCAGGUCUCUGGUGGAAAAGAAACUAUGGCUGUCACUGGAAUUUUUAUUUGUCCUUCUCUUUGAGACAGUAUUAAGUUAUCUUUUGCUGCUUUAAAAUUUCUCUACUCCUCAAGGUGUAAUCUGUAAAUUGUCAUAUUUCUAGUUGAGUAAAACAGUAUGUUUUACUUACUACCUACAGAUCAUAUGCUUUACUAUACACUUACAAAAUACAGAAAUUAAUUGAUUUGUUUUAUAUAAGGGUUAGGUUUUUCAACUCUGCAGUCAAAUAUAAAAGAGAUACAAACUUUACCAUAACACAGCAGGGAGAGCACUUUGACUGUUACAGAUUGCACCUUUUUAUGAACAUGAACCCUUGUGUAAAGAGUUUUCUAUCCCUCCCUUUGUUGUGAGUGAGUUAGUGUGAAUGCUUCUUGGAAAAACUCCCAUUAUCCAAACAUAUGCAGUAUUGUAACAUUAAACUAGUUUUCAUCCAAAGGACAUAACACAUGCACUAUAUUUUCUGUGAAUGUGUGGAUGAGGCCCAGGAAGCAAAACAGGGGACCUUAUUUAUGUUGUUAAAAAUGUUUUUUGACUCGGCACAAGGGUGACUGUUAAACUAUGUCCAGAUGUAGCAGAGAUCCAAAGUCUUAAAAACGCUGAGCCACAACUGUUUCCCACUAGAAAUUCCUUUUAGGUCGCACCACCGUAUUAAUAUCAUACUGACUGACAGAUGGACUGACUGCUGUAUGCUGUGGUCAAAACUGUAGAUAUAUAUUUAUAUCUUUGUGUCCUAUUCCGUCUCUACUUUCAUUUAUGGCUAUGCAAACAUAAACUCUUCACCCCCACGUACUGUAUUCCUGUUUUCUGUGCUAACAUUUAAAACAACUAUAGCUGCAUUAUGUUUGUCUGAAUAUAAUGGGUGCUUCUUUGUUUGGAAUGUUGGCUUUUGUCUUGUUUUGGGAAAACUUACUGCAUUAUGGAUUGCAACGUUUUGCAAAAAGUUGCAUGGCAUUUGUCAAUAUAAAGACUUCUGUCUAAACUGAUGUCUGUGAAUUGUUUGUACAAGGAUGACAUUGCUUGAUCAGUUUACUGAUGUACAGUGUUCACUAAUCAGCUCAUCUAUUUCACAUGAUGCCAACUCAUUUAAUGAGUCAUUCUAUUUGGAGGAUUUACCUGAGCCACCUCUGACAACAAGAAGGCAAUUCAGUUUCAAUGCUUGUAUGGUGCAUUUGCAGGAAAACUGACUGAUUAGGAACACAGAGGAUGAGGAUGUAUGUUUGCAUAUUUAAUCCUCAAAACAGGCGAUGCAUAUUUUGUUAAGGUUGCAAUUUUGAAAAAAGAGAUUUUCUUGUGUGAGAUUUCAGAGCUUCCAGUUGCAUUGGUGGUAAUGUUCAGUAGCAUUGUCCAUGACAGCACUAACAUCAAGACAUAGGUCUCAGGAACAUCUUUUGUUCAUCAUGCAGGCCCAAACAGGGAAGGGUGCCUGUGCCACCUAUUUUUGUUUUUCCUCUGUGUUCAAACUGCAUCAACAGUGUUUCAUUUUCAGAGGACAUCAUGUUUCUACAGUACAUGAGCAGUCACUUUUCCAUACCCACGUACAAAAAAAGUCUAUGUACCAAGAAAUGUAUUGUUUGGGAAUAAACUA
This is a messenger RNA of Cheilinus undulatus (humphead wrasse), 7434 nucleotides long. It is a transcript of the gene frmpd1b, whose product is annotated as FERM and PDZ domain containing 1b. The transcript has 17 exons. Gene Ontology annotation, molecular function: protein binding. The coding region runs from base 350 to 5437 and encodes 1695 amino acids. Gene Ontology annotation, cellular component: cytoskeleton. The record is from RefSeq and is a predicted model, not a curated record. Lineage: Eukaryota; Metazoa; Chordata; Actinopteri; Labriformes; Labridae.